AAAGAUCGGCAAAUCCACAUUCAGGUUCAGCUCUUGAGGUCCAGGCCCAUUCACUUCCUAAGAAGUUGUUCCGGCCACUCCCACUGCGACUUGCUGCGUCCCACGCUCUCAGAAUUUGGUGAAUAGUUACAUCAAAGCCCCAUAAAUCAAAAUGAGGGAAAUUGUGCAUCUGCAGGCUGGACAGUGCGGCAACCAGAUUGGCGCUAAGUUCUGGGAGAUCAUUUCGGAGGAGCACGGCAUCGACAGCAAUGGCAUCUAUGUGGGCGACAGCGACCUGCAGCUGGAGCGUGUCAGCGUCUACUACAAUGAAGCAUCUGCUGUGAGUCGCUCCUCGGGCGGCAAGUAUGUGCCGCGCGCCAUUCUUCUGGAUCUGGAGCCGGGCACCAUGGAGUCGGUGCGUUCCGGCCCGUACGGCCAGCUCUUCCGGCCGGACAACUUCGUGUUUGGCCAAUCGGGCGCCGGCAACAACUGGGCCAAGGGACACUACACAGAGGGUGCCGAGCUGGUUGACAAUGUGCUCGAUGUAGUCCGCAAAGAGUGCGAGAAUUGCGACUGUCUUCAGGGUUUCCAACUGACGCAUUCGUUGGGCGGCGGUACUGGCUCCGGCAUGGGAACCCUGCUCAUAUCGAAGAUUCGUGAGGAGUACCCGGAUCGCAUAAUGAACACCUACUCGGUGGUGCCAUCGCCAAAGGUGUCCGACACGGUGGUGGAGCCCUACAACGCCACCUUGUCCAUCCACCAGCUAGUGGAGAACACAGACGAGACGUACUGCAUCGACAACGAGGCGCUCUACGACAUCUGCUUCCGCACGCUGAAGGUCUCGAACCCAAGCUACGGCGACCUCAACCACCUCGUCUCGCUGACCAUGUCCGGCGUCACCACCUGCCUGCGCUUCCCCGGCCAGCUGAACGCCGAUCUGCGCAAGCUCGCUGUGAACAUGGUUCCAUUCCCGCGCCUGCACUUCUUCAUGCCCGGCUUCGCUCCGCUGACCUCGCGCGGGUCGCAGCAGUAUCGCGCCCUGACCGUCCCGGAGCUUACCCAGCAGAUGUUCGACGCCAAGAACAUGAUGGCCGCCUGCGACCCGCGCCACGGACGCUACCUGACCGUGGCCGCCGUCUUCCGCGGACGCAUGUCCAUGAAGGAAGUGGAUGAGCAGAUGCUCGCCGUGCAGAACAAGAACAGCUCGUACUUCGUCGAGUGGAUCCCGAACAACGUGAAGACCGCCGUCUGCGACAUCCCGCCCAAGGGGCUGAAGAUGUCCUCGACCUUCAUUGGCAACACCACCGCCAUCCAGGAGCUGUUCAAGCGCAUCUCCGAGCAGUUCUCCGCCAUGUUCCGCCGCAAGGCCUUCCUCCACUGGUACACCGGCGAGGGCAUGGACGAGAUGGAGUUCACCGAGGCGGAGAGCAACAUGAACGACCUGGUCUCCGAGUACCAGCAGUACCAGGAGGCCACCGCCGACGACGAGUUCGACCCCGAUGUUAACCAGGAGGAGGUCGAAGGCGAUUGUAUUUAAUGGUGUGGCCAGAGGAAUGAGGUGCGUGCGUGAGCGUCUUCUGAUUGGUGGCCAGCCCGCGCUGCUUCGCUCCGUGCGCCAGCAGCUGCGCGCCAAGCACUGCCACAUACUCUGAGGACGCGACAACAAUACACACAUACAUCGAGACACACACACACACCCGCACACGCGAAUACAUACAUACAUACUGAUACAGGAAAUGUCAAGCGUAGUUUGACAGCAAUCGAAGCACCAUCAGCCGGAAAUGCUCCCAAGCACUCCUUUCACACCCAAUCAUACGCAACCCAUUCAAUCAUUCACUCAGUCGUUCAUUUACCAUUCACCAUUCACGAUUCACCUGUUUCACUCACUUUCUUCGACUAUCUCUGUCGCCCUCACUCUUUCGUCUCAUUCACUCUACUGUUCAUUCUACGCUACACUUUACACGGAGGCACGUCUAUCGCAUUUCUCGCAGCCAUUUUCUUCUCUUAUUCUACUCCUUCACAGCUCAUUCACUGUUCAUCUGCUUUCAGCCCACUCUUCACGCUAAUUUAGGACUCGACAACAGUUAUACAUGCAUAAUUAUUUAUAUACAAUUGCAACGUUUAGUAUCGUAUUUAAUUUCAAAUAUUAAAGCUUAAAUUUAAAGGGAGGUAGUGCACAAUUUUCUCAUUAAUGAAGAAACUAUUUGGAAUUGCACCGAAGACUGACGAACAGGUAAAAGUUUUGGACUCAAUGGCAAUAUUUAGAGUACUUGAAACACCCAAAGAUCGAUCCUACUCAAACAACAAUACGAAAGAAAAACAAAAUGAAAAGCGAACAUAAUUUGAAUAUCUGGUUAACAUUUGUAUCAUUCAUAGCCCAUAAGUUUUUCUCUUGUAUUCCUGUGCUGUAACUCUCUCGUAGUCUUUAAAGUACCCAAGUAAUUAACUCAAACAUUAUUAAUAAAGUAUACUGCAAAAACUUUUCAAUAAAAAUUAAAUUUGCAAAAAAAAA
Messenger RNA from Drosophila arizonae, 2491 nucleotides. It is a transcript of the gene betaTub60D, whose product is annotated as beta-Tubulin at 60D. Gene Ontology annotation, molecular function: GTPase activity; structural constituent of cytoskeleton; GTP binding. Gene Ontology annotation, cellular component: microtubule. Lineage: Eukaryota; Metazoa; Arthropoda; Insecta; Diptera; Drosophilidae. Gene Ontology annotation, biological process: microtubule-based process. The record is from RefSeq and is a predicted model, not a curated record.